AUGAAGCGAGAGAAUAAAAACUCAUCAAACACAUCAAUGAGCAUUUUGAAAAAAAGCAACACAACUAAGUUGGGAGGUCUAAAGGCCAGUGCGAAAUUUAGGGAUACUUAUAAGGAGAAAUGGAGUGCAAAAAGCACAAAGGACAAUGGCAUCACCUCCCGCAAGAGCAGCGUCAAUCUUAUGAAGGUUGCAGCAAGUGUGAACAUGAAUGAAGAAGAAAGUGGAGUAGGAUUAAAAAAGAAAAUCCACGAUGACAGCAAGAAAAUGGAAAAAAUUUCCGUCAAUGAGAAGUAUAACCAGGGGCAGGAAAAAAGCUACAGUAAGGUAUAUGAUGAGAAAAAAAAUGUUGAGGAUGGGGAAGGGGCGGGCAGUGCUCAAUUUAGUGGAGAGGAGGGAAAGGGUAAAGCGGCACAUAACGACGGAGAAGAAGAAGACAGUCUGCAAAUUAGCAUGACAAGGCGCUUAUCGAAAAUUAGCCAAGCACCGGCGAAUGAGGGAGUAUCCCCAGAAAUGGGUAACAUGGCGGCUGGAAAUGUACAGGAUGGGAAGGAACAGGUCGGAGGUGACGAUGCAGCUGCAGAUGAAGCGGAAAAGGAAGACGCAGACGAAGGUGUGUCUCCAUUGAGCCAUAAUACUGUGGACGAACUGACGGAGCGAUAUCGACAGAAUGGCAGCAGGGGGGAAGGAGAUGAAAUUGGCAGGGAUGAGUCGAAUUGGGAAAUCUCAUACACUGCCGAUGCGACCUUUGCCUCUUCUACCUCUUCUGCCCGUUCUGCGGUUGAUUCUGUAGCUGCUCUAGAGGAAGACCAGGAGGACAAGGGGGAGCAUAAAGAGGAGGAUGUGGCGCAUGAGACAAAAGGCAUAUACCAAAACAUCCUAAAAAAAUUAAACAUGGAGAAAAACGAAGAGCUAGAGAGUAGCCAUAUCAUAAUCCUUGGCAAUAAGGACGUGGGAAAGUCCUCUUUAGUGAAAUCGCUACAAGAAAUUUCACUGCAAGGAGAUAACAACGAUGGAGAAGUGCUAUACGGAAAUGUGGGUGGAGUUCUACCACUAGAUUAUGCAUGUUUAAGAGUAAAAAAUUUAGAAGACAAUAAAAAAGCAAAUGAAGUGAAAGGGAGUAGUCACGUGUGGAUCCUUCAGCACUCUUCAUAUGUGAGCUCGCUAAUUAAAAAUUUAAAAAAAUUUAAGGACAUCAAAAAGGUAGUCAUUCUAAUAUGCACAGAUUUGUACAAGCCUUACAAUAUCAUGUCUGACAUAAAUCAAUGGAUCGAUGUAUUGUAUGUGAUCUUUGAGCACCUUCAUGCUGAUUACAAUAUAGAAGUGCUCCGUGAGCUGAAGGAGAGCUUGCAGAGUUAUGUGUACAAUUAUAAAAAAGACGCAUUGGAGAGGAAAAAGAAGGAGAAAAAAUGCCAAGUUGGUGUGAACCCACAAAAUGACACCACUAUGGGGGACUCACAACCUAUUAUGGAAGACUUAACCCUUGAGGGCCACGUCAAACAGCGCACAAGCAGCGCAAACAGUGAGGGAAACACAUUCAACGUAGAACGAGACGGACUCAUCAAAAUCAACAUGUCAUUCCCAAUAUUCUUUGUCAUUUGCAAAUCAGACGGGUAUGAAAUUUUAAACAAUCGAACAUAUCAAGGGUAUAUCGAUGUGAUUAUUGCCUACCUGAGAAAUCUAGCGGUGAAUUACCAGGCAGCUAUUAUUUUUUGCAACACAGCGAAUAAUAAGGAAGGAAAAAAUGUGAAACUCUUGUACAGGUACAUAAUGCAUCGUAUAUAUAAUUUUCCCUUUAGUGAUAACGCCAUAUUGGACGACUACGAAAGGGCGUUUGUGCCCUCAGGCUAUGAUGACGAGAGCUUAAUAAACGAGUCCAUACAGAAUACGUUCGUGGAAAAUUUUAAUAAGCCCUAUGACUCCAUUAUCGUGAAGCCCAUAACAAAUAAAAGCAUAGUAGAACACAGCCAUAAUAUUGUUGCUGAUAUUAAUUUCAACGAUUUCUUGGCGAACCUAGCCCCACAGGUGGAGUCCAACGGGGCGAGUGGGGCCGAUGAGGACGGCGAUGAUAAUAAUUGCGACGGUGGUGAGAAUAUUUGUGAUGGUACUCGCCAUGACGCUCGAGAUAACAAUGUUAAUUGUACGGACGCAGGGGGUGACAAAAUAAAAAUCGAUGUCACCUUAAACGGAGGGACAGCAGCCAUAAAAAACGGAAGCAACAACCAGAACGGCACAAGUAAGGAACAAAAUGACAAAUCUUUGCACAGUUUUUUUCAAAGCCUGUUAGCAAAGGGUAGAUCCAAGUCGCCGAGCGCACCCAGCAUAACGCCACAGGUACUGGACAAGAAAAAAAACGUGAACCCGCAGUGA
Molecule: messenger RNA, 2367 nt
Organism: Plasmodium fragile
Lineage: Eukaryota; Apicomplexa; Aconoidasida; Haemosporida; Plasmodiidae
Exons: 1
Coding region: 1-2367 (788 amino acids)
Biological process (GO): microtubule-based movement; microtubule cytoskeleton organization
Cellular component (GO): centrosome; cytoplasmic dynein complex
Molecular function (GO): dynein heavy chain binding
Source: RefSeq, a predicted model, not a curated record